This is a messenger RNA of Tetrahymena thermophila SB210, 2803 nucleotides long. RefSeq lists its product as hypothetical. The record is from RefSeq and is a predicted model, not a curated record. The transcript is spliced from 4 exons. Lineage: Eukaryota; Ciliophora; Oligohymenophorea; Hymenostomatida; Tetrahymenidae.
GCGUUGAAAGCUUGAUAUAUAUUAAUAAUUAAUUUCAUACAAAAAUAUUUGCAAAUAACAAGAAAAUAACAACAGAAACAAACACAAUUCACAAAAAACCAAAUUUUUUUAUCUUUUAAAAAAACUUGAAAUAAAACCAUUAUUUUCUUAAAAGCAACUCCUUCCCUUAUUAACCAAAUACCAAAUCCUCUAUUAUCUAUUAUUUAUACACAAUUAACAAACAAACAAACAAUAAAUCUGAAAUGAUGCAACAACUCCUCCUCUCUACCUAAAGCUAUCCCUUCCCUUAAUUUGAUUAAUUAAAGUUCUUGUCAUAAUAGUCUUAGUAAUUAACUUAAUAAAUUGGAAACGAAGAACAAUUAACAGCUUCUUCAAAUGAAUUGGAAAGCUUCUGUGUAGGAAGAUCCAAAUAAAACACAAUGCUUCUUAACACUGAAUUCGAGGGACAAAAGAAAAAUAAGACUUUCCUUAAGCUUGAAAGAAAGAAUAGAGAAAAGAAAGAAACAGCUGUUCUUGUCAAUAUUGCACAAGAAAACUAAUCUAUUUCUCAAAUGAUAAACUUCCCAUCAAGAUUUUUAAACCCUCUCCAAAGCACUUUCCGCAUCUAAGGAGAUAUCAUGAUAAAUGAAGAUGCCAUUAAGGCUUCCUUGGGCAUGAUCGACAAUUCUCACUUGGCCAAUUCCAUUAUUCCUAUUCUUAGUUGCGUAAAUCUAUUUAAAAAUGUUGUUGAGGUUGUACUCUCCAAAAAUGACUCCAUUUGCAAUGUCUACUUUAGAGAUUUGGGUGUUGACUUUAUUGACUGGAGAUACAUCGUUUAGCGCUUCGAAAGUUACAACAAUUAGUAGUUCAAAAAGAUUGCUGACUUGAUUAAAAAAUUAGGAGAAACUAUCCCUGAGACUGAAAAUAAUAAAAAAAUCAGCUUAACCAGCUGUGAUUCCUCUACUUAACUUUGUAACAACAGUAUUUUUAGCUCUCCUUACCUUAAAUCUGAAACAGCUAUUUCACCAAUUAUCGCUGAAUGCCCUAUUUAAACUGUUGCCCCUACCACCACAGGUGGAAAAAAGGUCUCAAAGGGCAAGAUUCAAUCCAUGAACGAAUUAAAGUGUAUCGAAAAUGAAAUCAACAAGACAGGCAAGGACUCUCUUACAUAUACCUUCUAAAUGAAGAAAAACACUUUAACAUCAAUGCAUUUCUCAAAAUCCUUCUUGGAACGUGCUGGAUGGGAAAUUUCUCAAUUCUCUAUGUUCUGUCUUUACAACGGACUUCCCGAAUUACUUUCAUAUGAAGAAUACUACAACACAGUCAUAAAUAUGUUAACUGAAAGAAUAAAUGCAAAGAUAAACUCUGUCUCCGAUUCUCACGUUGAAUCUCAUAUGAACUAAGUUUAUCUCUCAAAGGUCGGAAACAAGAUCGAAACAUAAACAAAAUACAGCAUCGUCUCAACUACAUCUGGAAUCAGCAUCAUUAAUCAAGUUGUUAACAUUAAGAAUGAAUAAAACAAAAAAACAAUUGCUGCUCCCCCUCAAAAGGUUAGAGGUAGAAAACACUUCUCCUAAAGCGAAUAAAAUACUCUUGAAUAUAACUUAGAAUGUCCUUUGAAUGAAAUGGACAGACACCAACACAGAGUAUGUAAAUACAGAAUCCUUCACGAUAAAUACAUUAUUUCAAACGUCGAUGCUUUCAUGUAAGCUAAAACCUCCCACAAUUUCUUUGAUAACUGAGAAAAACAUUGAAAAAUAAUAAAGAAACAAAUAAUCAGAGUAUUUCAAUUAAAAAUAGCUUUUCCUUAGAUUAGAAAUUUUAACAAAUUUUUGAUGAAAUCUAGUUAAAAAAAUAUAAAUCAAACAAAAAAGUAAUGUAAAUAAAUACCUAUUUCCUUCCUGAUUGAAAAAUAAAAUUAAACAAGAGUAACAUAAAACUAAUAAUUAAAUCAAAAUAUACCACUUAUUAUCCUACUAUAUAAUAAACAAACACAACACUUGAAUUAACAAAUAAAUACCACCUUAAUAAAAUUCACAACACAAUUCAUAAAUUUAAUGAAUAACUUAAUAAACCUUCGCCUUUAUGCUCAAUGAUACUAUUUAUCAAUGACUGAAAAUAUUGAUUACACUAAAAUCUAUUUAAUUUUGGCAAUUAAAUUGUAAGACAAAAAUAUCCAAUUAAUAUAAAUCCUCCUUAAAUAUUAUAAGAGCCUAACUAAAACCACAUAUUUUGCCUAUUGGCUGAGUAAGGAUAUUAGGCAUUUGAUUUAGUGUAAAGACCAUUAAUAAAUAGUUAGAAGAGAAAGAGGUCGGGAAGGUCACAAUAACUUCUAUAUUAUAAUAACAAACAAAAAAUAAGAAAACCAAAAUUAAAAUAUAAAUCAACAUACAAAUAAUAACAAAAUUUAAUUAUUAAAAUAUAUUUAUUCUAAUCCAAAAAAUUUAAAAAUGCAGUCAUACUGAAUUAAUUUAUUAAAAAAGUGUUUUAUAUUACUUAAUAUAUCUUAUUAAAAUAAAAUUAAACAUUUUAAUCUAAAUAUAUUUGCUCAAUUUAUUUAUUUAUUGGAAUAAUAAACAAACAAUCUAUUUUUUUUUAGCUUUUUUUCCAUCUGAUUUUAUCUUAUCCACUGGUUUGUUUAAUGUGUCAGAUAAACAAAAUAAAUAAAUAAAUAACAAACAAACAAACAAACAAAAAAACAUAAAGAUUGAAUUCUUUUCUAUCUGAAAAUAAAUUUCAAUAAGAAUUAAUCUGCCUUUAUAUUAUCAAUACACUUUAAUUCGGUUUACCCCAUAGAUUUAAAAAAUCUUAGUAUACCACAAAC